AUGGCAAGAACAGAAACCCCAGUCACUCUGAGCUGCCGAUCUCUAUCACUGGCAACAUUACCAGGAGAGCGGUGUCUGCUCUUGACAGUGGCCUUCUCUCAGGCAGUGGCUUUCCCUCAGACAGUGGCCUUCCCUCAGACAGUGGUCUUCCCUCAGACAGUGGCCUUCUCUCAGACAGUGGCCUUCCCUCAGACAGUGGUCUUUCCUCCAGUGGCCUUCCCUCAGACAGUGGCCUUCCCUCAGGCAGUGGCCUUCCCUCAGACAGUGGCCUUCCCCCAGACAGUGGCCUUCCCUCAGGCAGUGGCCUUCCCUCAGACAGUGGCCUUCCCUCAGGCAGUGGUCUUUCCUCAGGCAGUGGCCUUCCCUCAGACAGUGGCCUUCCCUCAGACAGUGGUCUUCCCUCAGGCAGUGGUCUUCCCUCAGACAGUGGCCUUCCCUCAGGCAGUGGCCUUCCCUCAGAAAGUUGUCUUCCCUCAGACAGUGGCCUUCCCUCAGACAGUGGUCUUCCCUCAGACAGUGGCCUUCCCUCAUCAGACAGUGGCCUUCCCUCAGACAGUGGUCUUCCCUCAGACAGUGGCCUUCCCUCAGUCAGUGGUCUUCCCUCAGACAGUGGCCUUCCCUCAGACAGUGGUCUUUCCUCAGACAGUGGCCUUCCCUCAGACAGUGGUCUUCCCUCAGACAGUGGUCUUUCCUCCAGUGGCCUUCCCUCAGACAGUGGCCUUCCCUCAGGCAGUGGCCUUCCCUCAGGCAGUGGUCUUUCCUCAGACAGUGGCCUUCCCUCAGGCAGUGGCCUUCCCUCAGACAGUGGUCUUUCCUCCAGUGGCCUUCCCUCAGACAGUGGUCUUCCCUCAGGCAGUGGCAUUCCCUCAGGCAGUGGCCUUCCCUCAGACAGUGGCCUUCCCUCAGGCAGUGGCCUUCCCUCAGACGGUGGCCUUUCCUCAGACAGUGGCCUUCCCUCAGACAGUGGUCUUUCCUCCAGUGGCCUUUCCUCAGACAGUGGCCUUCCCUCAGACAGUGGCCUUCCCUCAGACAGUGGUCUGCCCUCAGACAGUGGCCUUCCCUCAGAUAGUGGUCUUUCCUCCAGUGGCCUUCCCUCAGACAGUGGCCUUCCCUCAGAUAGUGGCAUUCCCUCAGACAGUGGCCUUCCCUCAGACAGUGGUCUUUCCUCAGACAGUCGGCUUUCCUCCAGUGGCCUUCCCUCAGACAGUGGCCUUCCCUCAGACAGUGGUCUUCCCUCAGACAGUGGUCUUCCCUCCGACAGUGGCCUUCCCUCAGACAGUGGCCUUCCCUCAGACAGUGGUCUUCCCUCAGACAGUGGUCUUUCCUCAGACAGUGGCCUUCCCUCAGACAGUGGCCUUCCCUCAGACAGUGGUCUUUCCUCCAGUGGCCUUCCCUCAGACAGUGGCCUUCCCUCUGUCAGUGGCCUUCCCUCAGACAGUGAUCUUUCCUCCAGUGGCCUUCCCUCAGACAGUGGUCUUCCCUCAGACAGUGGCCUUUCCUCAGACAGUGGUCUUCCCUCAGACAGUGGCCUUCCCUCAGACAGUGGUCUUUCCUCCAGUGGCCUUUCCUCAGACAGUGGCCUUCUCUCAAACAGUGGCCUUCCCUCAGACAGUGGUCUUCCCUCAGACAGUGGCCUUCCCUCAGACAGUGGUCUUCCCUCAGGCAGUGGCCUUCCCUUAGACAGUGGUCUUUCCUCCAGUGGCCUUCCCUCAGACAGUGGCCUUCCAUCAGGCAGUGGCCUUCCCUCAGGCAGUGGUCUUUCCUCAGACAGUGGCCUUCCCUCAGACAGUGGUCUUCCCUCAGACAGUUGCCUUCCCUCAGACAGUGGCCUUCCCUCAGACAGUGGUCUUCCCUCAGGCAGUGGCCUUCCCUCAGACAGUGGUCUUUCCUCCAGUGGCCUUCCCUUAGGCAGUGGCCUUCCCUCAGGCAGUGGUCUUUCCUCAGACAGUGGCCUUCCCUCAGACAGUGGCCUUCCCUCAGACAGUGGCCUUCCCUCAGAGGUUGGUCUUUCCCUACUGAGCCUCGGUGUUAGCUGCCCCAACCUUUAGUGUGUUCCUCAGACACUGCUCACAUGGGGAGUAGCUUGUAAAAGUUCACAUUGUUUGGUGUUGCAAGUCACAAAAGAGGUUGGAUUUCUGAGCCAACAUGUAUGCUUCCAUCCACAUUAUAGUCUGGAGCUAUAAAUAGUGAAGGCCAAAGCUCCGACUUUCUUUCCAUUGCAUGUGUGAUCAGGAGUUUCUCCACUUCUACCACUUGCUAUUGGCUUUUGUUAGAGGGAUUUGUAGAUCGAUAAUCAAUCUGAUUGGCUGCAUCAUCAAUGGAACCUUUUUGUCAUCAUGUCCUGGGGGAGGACUAUAAACCAGAGCUCUGGCUCACACUCUGGGAGGUAACCACUGUGCCUCAGAAAUCCCACAAAAGAUCACUGCACCCAAGAAAACUGGUACAAACGUUUGUUUAUCCAAGAUAUAUCCAGUGAAAGUGCUUGCACUGCCUAUACUAGUUGGUCAGUCAUAUCACUAAGUUGCUUGUGUGUAUUUCUUUGAAAUUUAGAGUAGAAUUUUACAGGACUCAAUAUCAUGUUUUAUAAUUAGUCCCAGGAGACAUUACAUAUCCUCCUGUAGUUCAGAAAGGUUUCUUGUAGUUAAUAGAGAAUUUCAAAGCAACCAUGGAUAUCAUACUUAUUCUUUAAAAUCUCUCAAGACUCGAAGCCAAACAUUUUACAGAAUCAAAAGCUGUGAUGUAGUCAUUUUGCAAGAUGUGCUCAUGCACAUUGAUGUCAGCCACAAACAGUGAAAUGAGAGCAAAACUUAAGGACAUUCAUAUGGGCUAGUAUUCACACUAAUGACAAAGUAAUAGAAACAGUUGGAGGCUACAGAGCUUGGCUUUUUUUUUGUUUCGUAACUGAUCAUAACUGACAGUGUAUGUUUGUGGACAUCAUUCAGUAAAUUAUUCAGAUUAAAAGCCCCUUUUACUCGGGUAUUUCAAUAAAGCAGACCUUGCAAUCAGUUUUGCAUGAUGACAUUUUUGAUGGGAUAUUCAUUGGAUAUGGGCAUCACUGGCUACACCAACAUUUAUUUUCUAUCUAUAGUUGUCAAGAGGGCAUCAAAGAGUCAAUCACAUUGGUGCGGGUUUGUAGGCCAGAUGAAGUGAGGAGACCAGUUUCCUUCCCUAAAGGACAUGAGCAAAGCAACUAUGUUUUUCCUAACAAUUGUUUCAUGGUCAUCACUGGACUCUUAAUUCUAGAUUUUUAUUGAAUUCAAUAGCCACUAUCUGCUGUGGCAAUAUUCAAACUUAGGUGCCCAGAUCAUUACCUGGGUCCCUGGAUUACCUCCUCAUAAACCCAACUGGGAUAGAAGUCUGUUAUCCAAACAACAGUAACGGAGGCACCUUACUGUUACUUUAACUGAACUGAUGGGGUCUUUACUCUGGAGAGCAGUUGUCUCUACAUCCUCUGUUAGUGUCUUACCUAAACUAUAUAAACCUACCAAUGCAUGGUCACAGUUAACUUAUCAGUAAGCUUCACAUUGUCAGGAAGAAGAGAUCGCAUCUAGAGUGAGACACAGACCGCAUGAGUUAGAGUUUGGGGAAUUUGGAGGCAAUAUACAAAUUCAGUGCGGAGAGGAAGAAGUGCUUUUUGCUUGCCAUUUUUAGCUCAUAGUUUAAAGUUUGUUUUUACAGAAUAAAUUGAAGUCGGGGAUCAGGGUCCCAGCAUUAAAGAGUGACAUCACAGGGAGACCAUUAGUUCAUUGAUGAUAGCUACUAUUUGACGAGAAUUGCUUACUUUCAGACUGAAGGUCAAGAGAGAAACUAUUUACGGGCUACAAACUAAAAGACAAGUAUGACAUUUUUAAAAAUCCAAUUAAAGAAAAAUAACUAAAAUAGAGAUGCCAGGCCAAGCGAUGUGUUGUAUCUGUAAGAAGUGAGAGCUGGUGGACCCCAUUGUGGUUUAGUGACGUCGGUAUCAAGUAUUGGUUGCUUGAGAAACCUGGGCUCAGUGUCGCUGAGUUGGAGUCUGAGCUUCCAACAGAGCACACGUCAGGGAGGGGGAGAGUUACUUGGACACUGUACCUCAGGAGGUGUAACAUCUCGAAUUUCAUCAGUGGUCAGAGACAGGAGAGUGUGUGUACGAGCGACUAAAGUAGAGGGAUCCAUGAGGUAGUGCUGAAGGAGCCUCAGCUCUUGAGCUUGUCUAACAGGUUUGAGAUUCUUGCUCCCUGUGUGGAUGAGAGUGGGAGCUGUAGGGAGGAUGAGCAAACUGAUCAAUGCAUCAUGGUAAAGGCAGCCAUUAUUGGGGAUAGUAUAGUCAGGGGAAUAGACACUGUUCCCUGUGGCUAGAAUCGAGGAUCCCUAAGGCCUGGUGCCCAGGUUCAGGAUAUCCCAUCCCGGCUGCAGAGGAACUUGGAGUGGGAGGGGAAAGGUCCAGUUGUCAUGGUGCACAAAGGUAACAACAAUAUAGGUAGAAAGAGGAAAGCGGUUCUACUUAGUGAAUAAUAGAAGUUCAAAGCUAAAUAAAAAGCAGAACUGAAAAGGCAAUAAUCUCUGGAUUACUACCUGAGCUAUGAGCAACAAGAUGGAAGAGGUAGAUAUGUGGCUGAAAAGACUGGUGUGGGAGAAACGGGUUUGAAUUCAUGGGACAUUGGCACCAGUACUGGAGAAGGAGGGAGUUGCUCCAAUGGGAUGGGCUCCACCUGAAUCAUGCUGGGACCAGAAUCUUGGUGAAUCACACAAGUAGGGAUGUGGAUAGGGCUUUAAACUAAAUAGUGGGAGUGGGCUCAAAUGCAUGGAAAAUUAUGGAAAAAGUUAAAAAGGGAAAAGGGCUCAGCAGAGGUUAUUCAAAUUUCCUAAAUAAGUAAAAGGGCAGAGAGUAUGGAAUGGGUCAGGAGGCACAGAGGAUAACCGAGCAAUCAUGAGAAGGGGUAGCAAUCAAUGCAGGACUGAGGGUGUUGUACUUAAAUGUGAUUAUCCCAAGCAGAGGUCGCCACCAUAUACUGGCUAAAUUCAACCUGAGUUAUCCAGGGGUUUCCAAAAUAAAGGUGUUGGUGACACGUUAUGUCUGGUGACCAGGAUGUGCUGCAGACACAACUGUGUUGGUGGGGCAGUACCAGAGUGCCAAAGAUUAAUGCCAUCAGCUUCCCCAUAUUCGUGGGAAUGGCAGGGUAAACCCUGGACUUGAUUAGCGUUGGACUAUGCAGAUCUUUCCAUGGGCUCAAUGCUAUCUGUACACAAGAUGGCGGCACAGUAAGACUCUCCAGCUGGAGCACCUCUGCACGUUUUAUACAGAACAAGGUCAAUGAGCUCUUAGUGCAGAUUGGAAUUAGCAGGUACAAUGUUGUGGGUAUCACAAAGGGGUGACUGCAAGGGGAUCAGGGCAACUAUAUAUCCAAGGAUACACAUCCUAUCAAAAGGACAGGCAGAGGGGGGGCUGGUGUUGCCUUGUUAGGAAGCAAUUAAAUCGACAGCAAGAAAUGAUAUAGAGUCAGAAGGUGUAGAAUCUGUGGGGGUAGAGUUGAGGAACUGCAAAGGCAAAAAGACCCUGAUGGGAAUUGUGUACAAGCCUCCCAGCAGCAGUCAGGACAGAGGGAAGAAAAUAAAUCAGGAGAUCGAAAAGACAUGUAAUAGAGACACAAUUACAAUAAUCAUGGGGGACUUCAAUAGGUAGGUGGACUGGGAAAAUCAGGUUGGUAGCAAAUCUCAAGAAAAGGAAUUUUAGAAUGUCUACAAGAUGGUCUUUUGGAGCAACUUGUGGCAGAGCCCAGUAAAGAACGGGCAAUUCUGGAUUUGGUUAUGUAUAAUGAGGGAAACAUGAUUCGGGAGCUUAAUGUGGAGGAACCCCUAGGGGACAGUGAUCAUAAAAUAAUGGAAUUCACGCUGCAGUUUGAAAGGGAGAAUUGAAUAAAGACAUGACAGAAGAGUUAGCCAGAGUUUAUCAAAAGGGGAGCCCAGCAGGGGAAUAUGUUGGAGCCGCAAUGGAAGGGAUUUCUGAGGCUAAUUUGUAAGGCACAACAGAAAUUCAUACCAAGGAGGAAGAUGAGGCAACCAUGGCUGACAAAGGAAGUCCAGGACAACAAAAAAACCCAAAAGAAAUGUGAUGUGAUGAAGAUUAGUGAGAAGCUAAAGGAUUGUGCUGCCUUUAAAAAUCAGGAGAGGAUAACUAAGAAUGUGAUAAGGUGGGAGAAGAUGCAAUAUGAGGGUAAGAUGGAGAUUUAAACAAUUCUUGGAUAAGCACAUGGAUGACUUUAGGAUAGUGUAGGGGAACGAGCUGAAAAUAGUUCA
Molecule: messenger RNA, 6273 nt
Organism: Chiloscyllium plagiosum (whitespotted bambooshark)
Lineage: Eukaryota; Metazoa; Chordata; Chondrichthyes; Orectolobiformes; Hemiscylliidae
Source: RefSeq, a predicted model, not a curated record